UCUGCGCAGAGGCAGGGCAUCUCUGGUUGGCUACGGUGCAGCGCUUUGGACCCCGUAGCCGAGGCUAUUGCUGUAAUCAGUGAGUGAGUAUCAGUUGCCUAGAAAACGGCAGAGGAAAUUAAAGGGUGCCCUUUCAUAAAGAAACCUAUCUAGACGUUUUAUUUGCACAUCUAAAGGAUAAUUAUGACCAAUGGAAGCAGAGGUAUUGAACCCCCAAAUGAUGGCAGACGUCAAUGGCAACAAUAAGAUUGCAGACGCGGAGCUCGAGGUAAAAAAGCUUCAGGAACUAGUCCGAAAAUUGGAAAGGCAGAACGAACAGUUGCGGACAAGAGCAAACGUAAACAAUUGUACUAACGACGCGCAUCACCAGAACUCGCUGCCACCAUGUCUGCAUGGGGGAAAUACAGUAUGUUUAGGGUGUAGUACAAAUUUUCUUGAGAAUUACGGAGGUUCAAGUCCAACAACACCAUCGUAUUCGUCUGCCUUUGGACCGCACAAAGCGACGGAGGAGCCGUUCGAGUAUUUUCAUCCGAGCUCAGUAUCUGAUUCUGCUGACGUUGACAUCGACGACUGCCCGGCUGGACCCACCGUUCUGGAUGAGGUGGAUGUGCUAGACCUCAAUACAGUCCUCCCUAUCUUGGAGUCUGAAAGCUGGCUGCAUGUGUCACCCAAGGCCCGGUUGUUGGGACAGACUGUCCUCAGUCCUCUCCAGUGGUGCCGGCUGGUACUUGAUCACCCUGGACCUGAGGUGGAGCAGGCCAAAAAGAACCUUUUCCACAGACUGGACCAAGUCAAGCGGUGGCGGGGCGCGUCCUCUGCUUCGGUGCGCCCCUACAGUUGUAUAGAGGGGCUCAACUUUGUCAGCGGGCCCAGCUCUUGUCCUAUCCUGCCUUACACUAAACCUCCUGCACUAACCCCCCCUACAGCUUCAUUUUCUCCAUCCAGCCAUACUUUUCUCCAGCAGACUCUUCCAGGGAUUGGCAACUGCAGCCAAGCAGACAGAACCCCCACCUUCCUCUCUCACUCCUCCCUCCAGAGUGUGGCGUUUGGAAAUCGCAGGCAUGCUGCAGUAAGCCCCCAGUCUUCCCUCGACAGUGAGUUGGGAGUACCAGACCUGGAGGAUGACUCUAUCUCUAUGGGCUAUAAACUCCAAGACAUGACAGAUGUCCAAGUCAUGGCUCGCUUGCAGGAGGAGAGUCUACGUCAGGAAUAUGCCUCUACCUCAGCCACCAUCAGCCGCCGCAGCUCCAGCUUCUCCCUCCACUCCCUCCGACGCAGCGAGAUGGACCUGGAAGAGGAAGAGGAGGACGAGGAGGAAGGCUACGACCAGCUCCCCCCUCCUCAGCCUCAACUGUUUCGGAGCGGGUCCAUGCAGAGGGGCAGCUUGCCCCACUCUCACACCUUCUCCAGUAUAAGAGAGUCUGUCCGACGGAGCCCGUCCACCCACCAGUACUCCCUCUCUGGGCUUUCCCAGCACCACCUGUCCUCUGGUCCCUCCAGCCUCACCACAGACACACACAUGGGUUACCGACACACUUCUGACAAACUGCGGAGAAGCAUGCCCAACCUGAUCCGAGCUCCCAGCAUGCCUUGCGUCCCCAGUGUUCCAACCUUGGCUUCCCCUGUCAAUAACUAUCAAGGCCCCACCUCCCUGCCAAUGAACUCUUUGCGGAACAGCCAGAGUUUUGACUCCUCCAAUGGACUUGCACGACUCCAGUCCUCCAUUCCUUCCCCGGGCCAACUCAGCCAACGUGUCCAGAGCGUGGGCAGCUUUCCCUCUUCCACCCCCCGCCACCCCCUCAAAGCCACUGCCUACGUCAGCCCCACCGUCCAGCAGGGGCCGCCCGCCCACCACCCCUCCACCCUCUCUUCCUCCACCAGCCUCCAUUCCUUUCCCAGCUCUGUUGCCCUACCCCAGCCCCUGAAAAGCAGUCCCUCGAUCCCCCAGGCUCUGAAGGCCAUCGCCCCCCAGACUGUUGCUUCCCGCAGUGGCCUACCUCGUCCCACCUCUUUUAUAGGAACCAAUGGGACCCCCAGGCCCAGCAAGAUUGCGCAGCCCACACGCAGUUUACUGACCCCUCCUAAGAGCCUGGCUGCCCUAAGUGCUCUGAGGGAUGGAAGCUGGAAGGAUGGGUGUUACUGACCACUUGGACUAGGGUUAGGAUAAGGCCAGCACCAGGCUAGAACCAGCUCUAAUGUGAAUCUGUCCAGGGUAGUGGGUUUGCAAAGUGAAACCCACCUAAAGACAGUGUUUCAGGUCCAUUAAUUGACUACAUCCUUACAUGACUGACAGGAAGCUAUGCGUUUGACCGACCCAAUAAACACAUAACCCUGGGUCCAGCGGGCUGGACCCUCUGUGGUUGUUCCUCCCGAAGCACAGACUGUUCUUUAAAUGGAGAAGAAUGAACGCAACACUGUGCGAAUGAUUCAUGAUAUUGAUUGGUCUAGUAUUUGCAGUGUGGAUUGUAGGCUCUGCAGCGCUUUCAUCUACACAGAAUGGUUUUCACUCCCAGCUGAGAGAUGAACAUCAAGAGAUCCAAGCUUAUUAAGAUUUUCUAUUAUAAUAAUGCUUCUAAUGUUUUUGUAUUAAACUGGUUUACCAUCAUUCGUUUCUGUUUAACAUUUAAAACUGUGAAACUGUCUAAUCCAAGUUGAGAAUGAAGAAAACUUUUUGUGCUAUUAUAUGGCUGUAGAAGUGUUGUGUUAAACUAUAUUUAUUAUUUUGGAACUUAAGACACCUUUACCAAUACUGUUGUUAACACGUUUAAUCUAAUAUUUCGAAACCUUCUUUUGUAAAUUCUCAAAAGGGAAAUCUGCACCUUCCGUUUCUUUCUUAGGAUUCUUGUUAACAUUUUAAGUGUUCAUAAUAAAGUAAAUUCAUAUCAAUAUUGCACACAUAAGAUAUAAGGUAAUAAAGGGAUGGUACAUUUUCAGUG
Hypomesus transpacificus is the source of this 2936-nucleotide messenger RNA. It is a transcript of the gene slain1a, whose product is annotated as SLAIN motif family, member 1a. NCBI's taxonomy places the organism in Eukaryota, Metazoa, Chordata, Actinopteri, Osmeriformes, Osmeridae. The transcript has 9 exons. The record is from RefSeq and is a predicted model, not a curated record. Bases 191 to 2143 code for a protein of 650 amino acids. Gene Ontology annotation, biological process: microtubule nucleation; cytoplasmic microtubule organization; positive regulation of microtubule polymerization. Gene Ontology annotation, cellular component: microtubule plus-end.